Molecule: messenger RNA, 1889 nt
Organism: Hibiscus syriacus
Lineage: Eukaryota; Viridiplantae; Streptophyta; Magnoliopsida; Malvales; Malvaceae
Product: phosphatidylinositol 4-kinase gamma 3-like
Exons: 2
Coding region: 9-1763 (584 amino acids)
Molecular function (GO): protein binding
Source: RefSeq, a predicted model, not a curated record
GGUAGACAAUGUCGAUUACCAGCGUAGCUUUAAGCCCUGCAAUUGAAAAGUCUGCUGCUUCCAAUGAAAAUUUUCCGUCUAGAUAUGGACAGAUUAUAAGCGACUCAAUCUUAAUUUUUCUCUCUGUCACUGGGUCUAUCAUUCCCAUGCGCAUAAUGGAGUCCGAUUCCAUUGCUUCUGUGAAGCUGAGAAUUCAGAAUUCGAAAGGGUUUUUUGUGAGGAAGCAGAUGCUAGUUUUCAAAGGGAGAGAACUAGCUCGGAAUAAUUCUCGUGUCCAGGACUAUGGGAUUGCCAAUGGGAAUGUAUUGCAUCUGGUGUUAAAGUUUUCAGAUCUCAUGGCUAUCACUGUUAGGACUGUAUGCGGUAAGAAGCUUGAGUUUCACAUUGCAAGGGGUAGAAAUGUGGCAUAUGUGAAGGAACAAGUUGCUAAGAAGGGAAAAGGAUAUUUUAAUCUCAAGGAUCAGGAACUGGUAUGUGAUGGUGAGGAGCUUGAAGAUCAGAGACUAAUUACUGAUAUCUGCAAAAAUAAUGAUGCAAUGAUUAACUUACUGGUUAGAAAGUCUGCUCAGGUACGUGCUGUAACCAUUGAAAGAGAUUUUGAAGUUUCCAUCGAGACAUCACCUUUAAAUGAGGAGCCAGAUGCCGUGGGACAUUUCCUUGGCAGCACACCUUCUGUAAAGCAUCAGGUCAGGGAGAGGACGAUACUGCCGAGAGAUUUCAUUUUGGAGCCUCUGGCUGUUAAUUCUAAGGUUCAACUGCCGUUAGUUACUAAAGAACUAAUUGACCUAACUUUUGAUGGACUAGAGAGAGGCAAUAGCCCUAUCCGGUCUUCAGAAGGUUCAGGCGGAGCUUACUUCAUGCAAGACUCAUCGGGUCGGAAGUAUAUCGCAGUAUUUAAGCCUAUUGAUGAAGAGCCAAUGGCUCUAAAUAACCCUCGUGGCCUCCCCUUAUCGCUAGAUGGUGAAGGGUUGAAGAAAGGAACACGUGUUGGAGAAGGAGCACCAAGGGAAGUUGCAGCUUUCCUUUUGGAUCAUCCAAUACCUGGACCUCGCUCUUAUGGUAAUGGAGAGAAGGGCUUUGCCGGGGUUCCUCCUACUGUUAUGGUCAAGUGUCUGCAUAGAGGGUUCAAUCACCCUGAAGGUUAUGAGUAUGAUUCCAAGUAUAUUAAGAUUGGAUCACUGCAGAUGUUUAUUGAUAAUGUUGGAAGUUGUGAAGAUAUGGGCCCUCGUGCUUUCCCAGUAGAAGAGGUUCACAAGAUCUCUGUGUUGGACAUAAGGUUGGCAAAUGCAGAUAGGCAUGCUGGAAACAUACUAGUCACAAGAAAUUGCGAGGAAGACCGAGUUUCACUUGUUCCCAUUGAUCAUGGCUACUGCAUGCCUGAGAAUUUUGAGGAUUGCACAUUUGACUGGCUCUACUGGCCUCAAGCUCAAGAACCUUAUUCACCUAAUGUCAUUAAUUAUAUUAAGUUGCUGGAUGCUGAAAAAGACAUUGAACUUUUGAAGCUUCAUGGAUGGGACAUGCCGCCAAAGUGUGCACGCACAUUUCGCAUUUCCACCAUGCUUCUGAAGAAAGGCGUUGAGAGAGGACUCACACCCUUUUCCAUUGGAAGAAUCAUGUGCAGGGAAACACUGAAACAGGAGUCGGUGAUUGAGCAGAUCAUUAGAGAAGCAGAGGAAGCUCUGGUCCCAGGAAUGAGUGAUGGUGCAUUCUUCGAAACUGUGGCAUUGAUCAUGGAUCAGCAUCUCGAUGAACUAACCCCAUAAGCCGUGAGGCGAUUAGCUAGGUACCUUUACAUAUAUGCAUUUUCUACAUGCAAAUCUACUGCAGAACGAUGAUGGUAGUCCAUAGUUUUAGUUAAGUGGUCAUUACAUAAGUUCUGUGUAAUAUAU